This is a messenger RNA of Acyrthosiphon pisum (pea aphid), 696 nucleotides long. Its product is annotated as zinc finger MYM-type protein 1-like. The coding region runs from base 1 to 696 and encodes 231 amino acids. The record is from RefSeq and is a predicted model, not a curated record. The transcript is spliced from 3 exons. Lineage: Eukaryota; Metazoa; Arthropoda; Insecta; Hemiptera; Aphididae.
AUGAAACAAAAAAAAGAAAAUAGAUUAAACCUUCUUCCAAUUAUCGAAUGUGUCAUGCUUUGUGGAAGGCAAGAACUUGCUUUACGUGGACAUAAAGAUGCUGGUCCAAUUUGUUUUAAAACUGAAUUUGAACCUUAUAUUAAUGAAGGUAAUUUCCGUGCCAUUUUGAAGUAUAAGGCUAAAGAUCUGAAUCAUUUAAAACAUUUUUUGGAAUCUGAUGGCCGAUACAAGUACACAAGUGCAAAAAUCCAAAAUGAAAUUAUUUCAUCUGCUGGAGAUAUUUUAUUAGAGAAAAUUGUCAAAGAGGUCAAUUCUGCCAAAUGCUUUUCAGUUUUAGCAGAUGAAACGACUGACAUUUCAGUCAAAGAACAAUUAGCGUUGUGUGUUAGAUAUGUUGUUGGUUCUGAUGAAAAUGUAUUUGUUUGUGAACGCUUUUUAAAAUAUAUCGAAAUUCAUAGUCUGACAGGAAAAGACAUUGCAUCAACUAUUGUGAAUGGGCUCAAUUCAUGUGGAAUAGACUGCAGUAACAUGUAUGGACAAGGUUAUGACGGUGCUUCUAAUAUGUCGGGGCGUUUUAAAGGUACUCAAAAAAUUGUGAGGGAAACAUGUCCUAAGGCCCUAUAUGUUCAUUGCGCAGCACACUCGUUGAAUUUGGCUGUAUCUACAAGUUGUGAUAUUCAAGCAAUACGAAAUUAA